Molecule: messenger RNA, 3887 nt
Organism: Pocillopora damicornis (cauliflower coral)
Lineage: Eukaryota; Metazoa; Cnidaria; Anthozoa; Scleractinia; Pocilloporidae
Biological process (GO): proteolysis
Molecular function (GO): metalloendopeptidase activity
Source: RefSeq, a predicted model, not a curated record
AUAACAGUUAUUGUGGGAAUGGAAUCCGUGAAGAAGGAGAAGAAUGUGACUGUGGCACUCCUGAGAUGUGUCAGAUCAAGGAUUCUUGUUGUGAGCCUCACAACUGUGUUCUUAAAAAGGAAUCGCAAUGCAGUGACCUACACCAUUCAUGCUGCGAGAACUGCCUGUACAAGAAACAAGGAUCGUUGUGUCGUGGAGUCAAAACAGAUUGUGAUGUUCCGGAAUACUGCACUGGUAAUUCUCGGGAUUGUCCAGGAGAUUCAUACAUAAUUGAUGGAUACCCUUGCAAUCAAACUAAAACAAUUAUACAAGGAAACACCAACUAUUUUCGUGUGAACCACAGAACCCUGAAUCCAAGAGUCAGCGCUCGUUAUCUUCGUAUCAAUCCUCAGUACUGGAAUGGCUGGCCUUGUCUAAGAACGGAGUUUCUGGGGUGUUCAGCGGGUGAAGUUAGUCCAACUGCCGCAACUCCUCUUAAGUCAUACGGUCUGGAUCUUUGUCUCACUCCAUCAAACCAGUCUUGCUCGCCAAAUGACAACGACCGCUUAAUAUACAGACCUGGAGGUCUGUGCUCAGAAAGUCAUUUCCAAUUUACACUUGAUGCAGACGGGGUGUUACGUCAUAAUUGCAGCGGUAAAAUGGUGUGUCCCGAGAAUGGCGGCACUGGUAAUGGUGUGAAGAUUGUUGUUAGCAGUACGUGCAAAACAGAAGAUUCGAAAUUUAAGCGGACAUCAGGACGGUCUCUGAAGCAUCUAAAUACCGGGAAAUGCGUCCAUACAUAUGGAGCUUGGCCUGGCGUCGACAGACACAUGGUAUUGUGGUCAGGAUGCGAUGAACGACGGCUGGAACUAUGGUUUGCAAAGCAAGAGUGUGUGGACCCUCUCGGAAUGCAGAGCGGUGAUAUUAAAGACAGCCAGAUCACUGCGUCUUCAUCCAGACCAGCAGAUCUCCCGCAUUAUGGCAGGCUGCAUAACGGAAAGUACUGGUGUGCCAAAGAGAAAAACAAAAACGAGUACAUACAGAUUGAUUUUGGACAGGUACAAACGGUGAGCAAAAUUUUGAUACAGGGACGUGGAAACUGGUACGACUGGGUGACUGGCUUCUACUUGUUCCUCAGCAAUGAUGGUCAGCGGUGGACUGGUUAUUCAGAGAGUGGAGACAAACAACAUUCUAAUUCGCAUUGCUACAAAGGAAAAUGCAGCGAAAUUCACGAAACUCAGUGCAAAGACUUGUGGGGAGCAACCGCCAAUAAUGCCGACCAAGGAUGUUAUGACAAACUAAACACUGAAGCUGCUGGAUUUGGCACAUGUGAUCCAGUUACAAAUGCAUCAUGCGCUGCAAGUAACGUGUUAUGCGGUCAGCUUCAAUGUGAAGACAGCAGAGAUAGACCUGUUGUUGACUACGGAUGGACGUACACCAAGAUAAGUUUAGAUAAUGGGAAACAAUGCAGUGCUGCAACCUUAAAAUCUAUAGAUGACCUCGGUGAGGGAAUGGUUAGAGAAGGGACAAAAUGUGGAGAUGAUAAGAUGUGUAUAAAUUACAAGUGUCAGUCAUUUGAUUCUCUCGACAUUGGCAAUUGUCCGGUGGCAAAUAACAAGGAGUGUGGGGGAAGAGGAGUUUGCACUAACAAAAAGUUGUGUCAUUGUGAGGGAGGAUUUGAUUCUAAAGACGGCUGCGCAUCGGCUCUGGUACCUCGAGAUGGAGCCUGGGGUGAGUGGUCGUCAUGGACUGUGUGUGACAAGGGUUGUGAUGGUGGAAAGAGAAGAAGACAUCGGUUCUGUGACAAUCCGUUCCCCCUACAUGGAGGUUUUACGUUCACAGCUGACAACAACAAACAGACGAAUAUUCAGCUGGUUAAGAAGUUUGACAAUUGGGAAUAUUCAGACAGUGGGAUUGAACAAAGAAUGCCAUGGAUUUCUGAUGCCAGGUUAACUACAUCCCAUCAUGCCUAUCGCAGCUGGUGGGGAACAAUAACAGCGGACGCUAAGGAAUACCACCCUGCACCUUGGAUUGCUGGUCACCUUAUGGAGAGUCAGCCAUCGUAUAUCUGGUACUGGAUGAGAGAGGGGCUUUUUAAUAUGCCUGGCUCCUGUAAAGAAGUGUUCUUCAGAGGAUUGCUGACUAACCCUGUCUCAGAUGGAGUUUUCGCAAUUAAACCUCCUGGACAGCAAAAAGUUAAAACGUAUUGUGAUUUCACGACCGAAGGAGGACCCUGGACACUACUUGUGACAAGCAAGACCCACAGUGGGUGGAAUAAAGACAACAUGAAAAAAAGGAACUCAGACAAACCUUCUUUACAAGAUGACUAUUCCAUACUGGGGCUUGCAGACGCCAUAAAGGACUCUGACAAAGCUCAGGAAUUCUUUCAAUACCGAAUUGAGGCAGACGGCAAAACCCGUUGGGGAGGGAUCUGGGAAGCACCACGUGACUAUACAUUCCUAUCUACGUGCGACAAACAAACCAAAGUAAAAAUCGUAAAGAAGUUCGACUCGUGGGACGAGAACAGCAACUUGGGAAAGCGCAUGCCCAGACUGGGAUUAUCUAAAGAUCUGUUAUUAAGCAGUGCGUCAACUGUGGAUGAACCGUCAGGGUCCUUGGUGUAUAACAGUGGCGCCAGCUCCGCCUCGUAUCUGGAGCAAGAGAGGCCAAACCCGAGUGUUGUGAGAUACUGGAUGAGAGAAGGAGCGAGGUUAUCUUGCAACGAUUUGAAAUUACACGGAAUGAGAGCUGGUAACAAGUAUGGCGAGGAUAGUUUCCAACUGAUGAAAGUCAGUGAUACCCAGUACCUCCCGGUCUACUGCGAUAUGACAACUGCUAAAGGAGGUUUCACUCUUAUAGUGACGAGUGCUCACAACAAUUGGACUCGGGCACAGGUCCCACACAGAAAUGCCCUUUAUCCAGGACUGAAUCGAGAUUACUCCAUCUUAGAUUUAGCAGACAGUAUUAAAAGCCUGAACAACAAUGGCACAUUCCAGUACAUGAUGGAUGCUCAUUCUAGACGUCACUGGGGAGGGAUUUUUGAAGCUCCUAAGUCCUACAGCUUCAUGGCAUCGGAUUCUUCGCAAACCCACGUCAACCUAACGAGGAAGUUUAACAGUUGGGAGUAUUCUUGGUGGAAUUCAUUAAACAAGAGAAUGCCGUGGUUUGACGCCAAAGGAACUCACCACAUGGCUCUGCUGACCACAUCUGACAGUCCCACCUACUACCCGUCGGGUUCGAUCAUUUGGGGGGGCCCCGACCGGUUUCCGUCUGAUUGGAUUUGGGCUGGGGGGAUGAGAAAUCCUGGGGUUAUCUGGUAUUGGCUAAAUGAGGAUGACUGUGAUGAGGAAAGAAAACCAGUGGAUGGCGGACUAACUGAGUGGGGUGAAUGGGGGAGAUGUGACAAAUUAUGCGAACCUGGUAAGCAUCGAAGGUACAGAACAUGUACAAACCCCAGGCGACGUUGUGGUGGAAAACAGUGCGAUCCAAGCAUUCCUACACAAGACGAAGGGAACUGCUUUUAUUGCCCUGGAGGUUGUUCCCCUCCUGACGGCAGCUAUCUCAUCUUCACAAAAAAGGAAGGCACGGCUUGUAAUGCAACCGAUCAGAUUUUUAUUCUCGACCAGGAUGGAGUUAUUUAUCACAAGUGCAGCAAGAAAGAAGUUUGUCCACAGGACAAUAACCCUACCGAGAGAAAGAAACUUAUGUUAAAAGAUGAAUGCCAUCUAAAUGUUUCAAGACAUGUCAGGUUGCCGACACACAAUAACCUGAAGAAUUUGAAGAACAAUUACUGUGUUCAUCCAGACGGUGGACGGCCUGGGGAGGGAGUACAGUUGGUGUACUGGCCAGGGUGUGGCGAAGAACGAUUGAGGCUCAACUUCUUUGAGCUUGGUGCAUCAACUGCCUGA